Messenger RNA from Olea europaea var. sylvestris, 750 nucleotides. RefSeq lists its product as uncharacterized. NCBI's taxonomy places the organism in Eukaryota, Viridiplantae, Streptophyta, Magnoliopsida, Lamiales, Oleaceae. Bases 1 to 750 code for a protein of 249 amino acids. The record is from RefSeq and is a predicted model, not a curated record. The transcript is spliced from 5 exons.
AUGGUUAAACCUAGACCUAAGCAUGAUUCUUAUGUCACAUCAUACCAUGAGAUGCUGGAACGAGCUCACGCCAUUUGGUAUCAGAAGGCAAAUGCAGAGCAACACUGUCAAUUGUACAACCAGCAGGGUAAAGAGCAAUGUGGUAAAUCUUAUCGUGGUGAAUGCUUGUAUCGGAAGAAUUAUUGUUUUCGUUGUGUUAAGCAAGGACACGUUGCUAAGGAUUAUCCCAUAUUUACUAAGAAGAAAGAUGACAAUAGUGAUCAGAAUAAAAAGGAAAAAGCACGAGUUUUUACAAUGACUCAGAAGGAUGCUGAGGAGAACUCAAAUGUGAUAGCAGGAGCUACUCACUCUUUUGUAUCAACAUCUUUCAUUAAUAAAUCUAGUAUUAAUUGUGAUAAGUUAAAGAGUACACUAGAAGUUAGCAUCCCUUUAGGCAGAACAUUGAACACAUAUCAGUUCUCUAGGUCGGUGAAUCUUAAAAUUGAGGGAAAAACAUUUGAAUCUGAUUUGUGUCUGAUAGAGAUGAAAGACUUUGAUAAUAAAGAUCAAAUCCCAUCUCCAAGUAGCAUCGGCCUUAUAAGGCUGGAAAAUGUUGAGAAAAGAAACAUCUCAAGGGUUUCUAAAGAUCUACCUGGUAUUCCACCAGAUAGACAAGUGGAAUUCACAAUAGAUCUGGUUUCCCGAGCGGUACCAAUAUCUAAAGCUCCAUAUAGAAUGGCUCCAAAGGAACUUCACAAGUCAAAAAUUUAG